Symbiodinium natans is the source of this 1182-nucleotide messenger RNA. Lineage: Eukaryota; Dinophyceae; Suessiales; Symbiodiniaceae. The record is from the annotation of a GenBank genome assembly.
AUGCAGCAGGUCCUCGAUUCCCAGAGCUCGCCGGAGCUUAAGCAGGUCGGCGGCGCGGUCCGGCUCACUGAAGUCACUGAAGGCCCUUUCUGUGUCAUCUCACCUGCGCCGCUGCGCAGCUGUGUGCAAGCAGGCUGCCAAAAUAGCAUCGGCAAAAUGUCGAACUUGUUGCAAGUUGCCACGGACGUCACGACCACAUCGCAGUGUCCCGCGAGGACUGCUCGAAUCCAUCGGGAAGGAUCGCCCGGCGUUGUCGACUCGCAGUCUGGCACACAGGGGAUCCACCGAUGUCCGUCGAUCAUGAGCCGCUCCGAGCCCCUGAUUGGGUUCCCUUUGCCGAGGCUCCGCGUUCUUGGCACCACGAACCUGCGGGUUGCAGACACUUCUGUCUAUCCGGAGUCGCCAUCUGGUCACAGCGAUGCACCUGCGAGACUGGUGGGUGAGCUGUGUGCGCGCUUCGUGCUCCGAGACAUUGCUGCACGUGGGAAGAACCAGGAACAUUCUGGCGAAGCAUCCGUCCAGCUUCGGGGGUAUCGAAGCGUUCGGAUGCCGCUGCGUGGAUUUGGAACCAACGGAGUGCAGGGAGAACAGGUACAGAAGUCUUUGAAGAUGUUUUUCCAGCUUGGUGGGCGCAUGGUUGACACGGCGGUGCUUUAUGACAAUCAUGCUGACAUCGGGCAUGCCAUCGCCAAGAGCAAGAUACCACGCGAGGAGGUAUUCAUCGUCAGCAAGAUUCCGCCCACUCAGAUGGGAUAUGACGAAACCUACGAUGCGGUCCUCCGAAGUGUCGACGAACUUGGCACGCACCUGGACUUAGUGCUGCUACACUGGCCUUCCAACUUUGACUCCAAGGAUCCGCUCCCUGAGUGUGCCAGCGUGUCCUGGCGGGCAUGCCGAGCUGCAGCAUGGAAAGGGCUUGAAAGAGCCUUCAAAGCUGGAAAGGUGCGAGCGCUGGGCGUGUCAAACUUCGGCGUGCAGCACCUGUCUGCACUCUUGGCGGAUGGUCCAUCUCUGCCGAUCGCUGUGAACCAGGUGCAGACACGUACUGCUGCCGUCUGUUGCAGCUGGUGUAGUGGGGAAUUUUUCAACGUAGUGCUGAUUGGAUGUCGUUAUCGACUUUUAGGCCUCAAGGGCCUAAGCCUGAUUCCACGUGGCUUGAGCUCAACAUGUCUGAAUGCGUAG